ACUUCAACAUGUUACUUCAACUUCUUGGAGCAAUUCGUAGACCGUUGCUCAGUUUACCAUCGUUCACCGCGGUGAAUUCAAUCAUCCCGGCGUCACGCUCUAUCCUAAUAAAUCGCGCGUCACUUCUCCCACAAACACUCUCGCUACCUUCCCUAUGUGAUGCGCUGGGCCAAAAGCGUUUUGCCUCCCGUGGUACCGAGUACCAACCUUCACAACGAAAACGCAAAAGAAAGCACGGAUUUCUUGCUCGGAAAAAGACUGCAACUGGUAGAAAGACUCUAGCCAGAAGACUACUGAAGGGACGCAGAUUCUUGAGUCACUGAGAAAUGGGCAUGUCUUUCGCUUCUAGUCUGACACACUGAUUGACUAUUUGACCAAGUUAGCGCACCAGGGAACUUGCAGGAUUUGUAGUGGUCUCCUGUAGGCAGACUCAAUAGAAAGGGACACGGUCGUUCCUUUCCUUCUGUAUUACGGAUAAUGCUUCCAAAGUUCCACACCGUGCUUUUAGUAUAUGGAUAUAUCAUUGAUCCAAAGUCAAUUAACUACGAAAGUUCAUAUGAUC
Molecule: messenger RNA, 562 nt
Organism: Suillus clintonianus
Lineage: Eukaryota; Fungi; Basidiomycota; Agaricomycetes; Boletales; Suillaceae
Product: ribosomal protein L34-domain-containing protein
Exons: 1
Coding region: 9-323 (104 amino acids)
Biological process (GO): translation
Cellular component (GO): mitochondrial large ribosomal subunit; ribosome
Molecular function (GO): structural constituent of ribosome
Source: RefSeq, a predicted model, not a curated record